AGCGCCGCUGCGCGGUCACGUGCGGGCUGGGCGGGUUUACGCCCCAUCCCGUUCCCGAUCCCCAUCCCGAUCCCGUUCCCGAUCCCCAUCCCGAUCCCGAUCCCCAUCCCGAUCCCGUUCCCGAUCCCCAUCCCCAUCCCCAUCCCGAUCCCGUUCCCGAUCCCGAUCCCCAUCCCGUUCCCGAUCCCCAUCCCGAUCCCCAUCCCGAUCCCGUUCCCGAUCCCCAUCCCCAUCCCCAUCCCGAUCCCGUUCCCGUUCCCGUUCCCGAUCCCGAUCCCCAUCCCGAUCCCGAUCCCCAUCCCGAUCCCCAUCCCGAUCCCGUUCCGCGGGGCUUCUGCCCUGCCCGGCUCGGUCCCGCCCGCGGACUGUGCUCAGGGUGGCUCUCGUUCUCUGUGCUGCGGUGGUGGGAGGCUCCUCGCUCCUCUAGACACGGUUUUACUCUAAUCACCGAUUCCGUCUCCCGAAGCCCCUUCCCCUGAGCCCGGCCCCUUCGGGCGCAGCCACGGGUGAGCUCUCUUGUGCGGCUCCUGGCCUGGAGACCCCGACACCCCCGCGCAGGAUUCCUGGAGGGAUGACCAUACUAAAAUUCAGCGAUGUACUUCAGUUACUUAUCUCUGACAUGACAAGAGCAAGGCAGUCAAAGUAAGAUGUAAAAAUUCAAAAAUCUGCCAAGGAGAACUUUCUGCCUGAUGUCACUAUGUCAUGGCUGACCAACUGCACGAAACCAAAGCAUUAAAACUAAUAAACGAGUCCAAAAUAAAAUAAGUCUGAGCAAAGAGGCAAAGCUGGCCAGACUGGAAGUCCUGGGCAUUGCACUGUGAAUAUAAUCUUGCACCUGCUGAGGAGCUUUGCAUGGGGAUGCAAUUGUAACACAGGACUUCACCCAUGUUCUCUAAAGGUAAGCUCAAAAGUGUCAAGAAGCAGAUUUUAAUGAGAAUGAAACCAGGAAGUUUCCCAUUUCAUCAAUGCCCACUUUCAUUUAUAGGACAAUAAAUUGCUUAAACUCAGGUGUUGUACCUGAGAGACCUUUAGGAGUUACCACACCUAGGAAAUGCCCAGCAGUUGUGCCUCCUGUAUGAGCAGUACUGUGUGGAGCAGUAUCUUCAGUAGACACAUGGGUUAAGGACAGGGAGUCUUAUUUCCAGUUACAAUAAUAUAAUGCUUUUUAAAGCACAUAGCAGCAACAUAAGCAUGUUUUAAUAUUUAAUGUUAUGUACCCCAUAUUCUAAAAUACUCUUUGUGGAAGCCUAUGCAAAAAGAAACAUGGAAUUAUGAGUCAGAAACUGUAUAGUGUCACUCAGAGUAAGAGCCCAUGGUAUACACUUAUUUAAAUCUAAUCCAUUACAUUUUUGCCAUUGUCUUUCUUCCCUAGCCUAAUUAAUUACCUACCUCUCUGCUUUUACUCCAAAACACUUGGUUAAUAAAGGACAAACAAGCUUAGUUUUGUUAAGCAAAGAAAACAUCCUUUUCUUUAUGCUGGGUUACAUAAAAUUCAACAUAAUCUCUUUAGGGAAUGAGAAAAUAACAAUUUCUGGGAGUCAAGCAUGGAUAUAUGGAGGCCGGCAGAUAACUGUGUGAAUGUUAAAAUGCAUUCAAAAUGCAGCUCUCUGACAGCAGUGAAAAAAAAAAAAAUCACAUCAUAUCCCCUAAAUUACCUCAGAGCUGUUUGCAUAAAGGGUCCAGAGGCAGUACAGUAUAAGUACAGGGAUGUGAGCCAUGCAGAGAGCACACAGCAACGCUUCUGCUGGACACUCCGUGUGCCUGCAGCAGCAAAAGGGCAACUCUGAAGCUCAGGUACACAAACAGCUUUAAAGGACUUGGCAGAUGCAGCAAGCAAAAAUCUGAAACUACAAAUAAGGUAAUUUAUCAAAUAAUCUCCUUUUUAGCAGACUACCUUUCUGUCUAAAGAUUGCUCUGAGUUAAAUUGCCUAUGUGAUGUUCUUAGGGCUGUUACUCAAGGAUUUCAUCAGAACUGAUAAAAACCUGCCAAUAAGAAAGGUAAUGAACUCGUUUUCUUUUUGGAAAAUUUGUAGGAUUUCAUAAAACUGUGCAUUUCUUUCACGUUCUGAAGAUACAAUUAAGCUAAAUCACUGCUAUAUAGUAUUAAAGAUGUAUUCCAUUCUAUUUAAGGAACUGUGCUUACCGUAAAAUAAAUCCCUAAGCAUGUCAGGAAUUCAGUGCUAGCUAGAAGAAAUAGAAAAACACUUGGUAUCUGGGCAAGAGGCAAUAGGGGAUACUAUUAUUAUUAUUAUUAUUGUUAUUAUUAUUAUUAUUAUUGUUAUUAUGUCUCUGAAAAAAUACAAGGUACUUCCCUCAUUUCUUUCCAUGAAAGAAAUCUCCCUGCCCCACAUAGCACAGGUGUCCCUCUUAGCCUGACAAAUACCCAGGCACAUGGCUACUUUAAAUUAUAGAAAACUAGCAAAAACCUAGUGGAUUAUUUAGGUUUGGCUUUAACUAAAGGUGGAAUGGAAGUGCUGCUAAUCUCAGUAUCAUUUUAAAAUGAACCCUUAGCAAAGGGAAUUGCCUGGUGAAGGCAGCAGAUAUAGAUGUCUGUACCUUGUACGUACAGAGUUCAAGGGGGAAAUUAUGUUUGCCUCUUGGCAGAAGGCAGAGUAAAAUGACUGUUUUUGAGAAUUGCCUAUGCCUCAGGAAGUUCAUAUCAUAUUUAUUCUGCCAGAAAAAUUAACAACUACCUGGUUUUAAUUACAAAGAAUUUAGAUGCUUUGGAGGAUAAAAAACAAACGGAGAUGCUAAUAACACAAAGGAGGAAAGACCCUAAGAGACUUCAAUCCCUGCAGAAGUUUUUUCAGUGUUUUUCAGUGUCUGGAAAUACUGCUGUUAUUGCUAGAUUUGCUUGCUCCAUCCUCCUCCCCUGUUGUUCUCUGUCCAAUGGAAGUUGCAGGAACCUCUGUCCCACAAUGCCAUCUACCCAGCUGCCACUGCUACUCCUCUGUUUGACCUUGUGUGGUGUUUGCUUCAAUGGGGGACAUCUCCUUCCAGAGAAGAGUAAGAACAUGGGAAAAAGUCCCCUGGAUGACAUCCUUCAGAGAUCUGAAAGCUUCAUUCUUCAGUCUGUCCUCAAGAAAGCUGAAAAGGAAGAAGAGAUUAAUAAAGAACCAAAUGCCCCUCUGCCACAAUGGUUUUCCAAAAGACAACACCCUGGGAAAAAGUACCUAAGUAACCUGGAGAAGAGACAACAUCCUGGAAAAAGAGAUGUUGAGGAAGAGACCUCUUAUGGAGACAUUCAGAAGAGGCAGCAUCCAGGAAAAAGAGAGAUGGAAGAUGACCCUGAUGUUUAUUUGGAGCUGAAAAGGCAACAGCCUCCCAGACGAAAGCCACUGUUGGAUCAGUUUGCCAACAGCCCUAGGGCACAGCCAACCUACACGAACAAGUUAUCCAAAAGAGAACAUCCAGGCAGAAGAUACCCGAUAUACAAACACCAGCGUCCUAGCAAAAGAGGCUGGAAUUACGAGGUAGACCUAUACAGUGAGAAACUCCAGCAUCCUGGAAAAAGGCACUGGAAUUCUGGCAGCUCAGGUGACACAGGCCCCUGCAACUUUCAGGAGUCAUUCACCUGUCAUAAAGGCAGCUUGUUGCUUGAUUUAGUAGAAGAUGUUAGCAGAGACAGGGUAGAAGAAAAGCGUCAGCACCCCGGAAAGAGAUCAGCAUGGGAGAGUGAAACAGAGGAAUGAAAAAAUAAUUGUGUAGCACUUGCAUUUGGUGAAGUAAACUGCCAGAUCAUCAAAACAUUCUGUUCACUGUUUUUUGGCUUCCUGUUGCUGACUUCUGUACCUACCUUUCAGCGUUAAUGUACCCAUCCAAGUUAAUGGCUUUGUCACACACUUAAAGCAAAAGAACUAAAGGACCCAUCUGAAUGGAACAGUCGAGUACUGAGAAUCUUCAGUUCCCCUACUUUAGGCAGAGUGCUUAUCUUCUUAGGAGCCCAGACCCCAGAAAAAUCCAACUAUGUAUUCCUAAAUGACUAAAACAGGCUCUUGAAUUUCUGUUCUGAUGCUACUGAAGUAGAAUAAUUAUAUGGUUUCCUCUCACAUCAGUGAAAUCAGUAAAUAGUGAGGGAGAAAAAAGAACAUAUGGCAAUUGUUUGAAAAUUAAAUAGAGCAGGUUUUCAGUUCUAAAUGAUAACUUUCUGGACACUGAGUCCUUGUACACUACAUUCUGUCCAGACAGUAAGCACUUAAGAGAGACAGGAACAGUUUCAACUGGAAUAAAAUAAAUGAAUGACUUCAUAGUUUGACUUGGAAUCAGCACAGGAAAGCCCUUUUCACCUAAGAGGCUACAGAGUGCAAACCGUUAAUGCAUCCCUAAACAUCUCAAGCACACAUUGUGACCCCCCUGACUGUGUACAGCCCACACUAGAACUCCCUCCCUUGUGCUUCCACACUUCAGAAACCAUGCCCUCUCCUCAGACAUUUAAUAAUAAAGCAAGAAGAGAUCCUUUCCUUCCAGUGAGGAUUUCUGAUUUCUCUCCUCUCAAAGGAAUGCUUUUACUUUCUGUGGUCAGACUUCCAAAAGUGCUUAUUUAACAUGAAUUAUUCUUCAAUAAACAUGAAUAGUCAACUCUGGUGUCCUUAUUGGUUGUGCAAAUACACUGCAAUAACAUGAAGAACAUACAACCAACUCAAGCUACAUAAAGUAACACCAAAGAGUAUUUUUCUACAAACAAUCUCCUUGCAUGCUGGUGGUCAGCACAUGCUUGUACUUAAAACCAUUUCAGUACUGAAGUGGAAGAAAGAUAGACUCCCUUUUAAAACCUUUCACCUGUAUGACACACAAAAUUAUGCAUCUGGGCUACACUCACAUUAAUCUUGUCACCCACUUCACAGAGAACUUGACGAGAAGGUGAUUUCCUGUUUGUGGAUCUAAACAAUAGAUUUACUGAUUUUUGCAAUUGAUAUACAGUUACUGAGCACACUGGGUUACUCAUAUCACUUUUGCAUUCAAAGAGGUUACAGCACAUCAAUGUUUGGCUAGAAUGUUAUUUUUAUGAACAAAUGAGUAUAUUUUCCAUCAGCAUUCAUCCUCAAUACUAUCAAGACACAUUAGCUGACUUAGAACUCCUACUCAGUUACAGAAGUCAGUUUUACAGAAGUCAGCUUUACAGAAGUCAGUUUUGCUACCCUGAAGGAAAAUAAAUAAUCACCUCACAAGUUUCACUGAAGUUAGAUUCUCACAGGCUGAUCAACACUUAAAAUGGUCUAUCAAACAAUUUCUAACUUUGGAGAUAAUAUGCUGCUCAGUAUGCGACAAUAGACAUCUUGUAUUGACAGAGGGUUUCUAAUAAACAAGUGCUGAAGAAAUCUUUAGAGAAGAUAGGUGGGGACAUUCCAUAUACUUCAACUUCCUUCAGCACACUUUCUAUAUAUGAUGCUUUUUAAAAUAUUUCGUUUGCAUUUUAUCGGGGAAAGAAAAACUGAUUUCUCUGAAGAAUACCAUUUCAUAUACCAUUUCUGGCAGUGAAUUAAUGCUUCUUAAACCUUAGAGAAUACCACUUGUUAUGAAGUCUGCAAAAUAAG
Molecule: messenger RNA, 5534 nt
Organism: Oenanthe melanoleuca
Lineage: Eukaryota; Metazoa; Chordata; Aves; Passeriformes; Muscicapidae
Gene: TRH
Product: thyrotropin releasing hormone
Exons: 4
Coding region: 2748-3692 (314 amino acids)
Biological process (GO): hormone-mediated signaling pathway
Cellular component (GO): extracellular region
Molecular function (GO): thyrotropin-releasing hormone activity
Source: RefSeq, a predicted model, not a curated record